This is a messenger RNA of Epithele typhae, 1623 nucleotides long. Its product is annotated as GTP cyclohydrolase N terminal-domain-containing protein. The coding region runs from base 1 to 1623 and encodes 540 amino acids. Lineage: Eukaryota; Fungi; Basidiomycota; Agaricomycetes; Polyporales; Epitheliaceae. The transcript has 6 exons. The record is from RefSeq and is a predicted model, not a curated record.
AUGGCCACGCCCGUCUCAGAUGCCGUCCUCACCCAGAUCCUCGCUCAGCUCGACGCUCUCCAGGUCUCCCAGCAGACCCUCCAGGCAAAGGUGAAUCCCUCCCCAUCUCGCCCUUUGUCCACCUUGCACGGUUCGCGCGAUGCUAACGAUCUCCUCGCUCAGCUUGAUGCGCUGAGCACACGUUCGUCUGCGAGCCCGGCCUCGUCCCCGGGUCGCGUCACCACACCCAUUCCGCCCAUUGGCGACGCCAUUAUGGCAGCCGAGGGUCCCACCUCGUCCCCGCACACCGGGACGUCUCCCGCUCAAGGCAGCCCUCUCAGCGACAAGGAAAGGGAGAGGCUUCUCUAUCCUUCGCGCGUCCUGCUUACCACCUACCCGGACCAGCACGGGAUUAAGCCCUACCCUCUUCAAUGGGGAGCUACCGACCCGUCUGUGCGUGGCCCCGUCAUCUGCUCGCGUCUCCCGUCAACAAUCAAACAACGGAAUGCGAUCGGUGCGCACUCCGGCUCAUAUUCGAUCUACCGCGCCCUUGCCGUCGCGAUGGGCACGCUCGACCCCGCCCACAAGCCCGACUACUCCAAGACAGAGCCUGCUGUGUCCGUACCGCCCCAGCCUUCGUGGUCCGACCCGCACAAGAUCGUCUCCUUCGACCCGUGGGGCCACCUUGUCCCGCAGGUGUACCGGCGCGAACUCGAAGAGCUCGGGCUGGACGUGCGCCCGAGCAUCGCGGUCACACGCGCGCACAUGAAGCUGAGCGAGAUCGACGAGACGGCGCGCAAGGGCCUUCUUGAGAUUGACGGCAAGAUCCUGCUCAAGAGUCACCCGCUCGUCAACGCGGACGGCACCCAGAGCGAUGCGGACCCCGGCGUCGAGAUAAGUAUCAGCAAAGCUGCCGUCGAGCCCGUGUGGUACCUCCCUGGUGUCGCGGAACGGUUCGGCAUAUCCGAGGGCCUCCUCCGUCGAAUGUAUCCUGAGCUGAUCACACGACCUGACAUUAAGGUCUUCCUGCCGCCCAUCGGCAACCUGACCGCAUACAUCUUCGGCAACCCGGCCUACCUCUCGGACGAGACCAAGGAGCUCACCCUGCGCGUCCACGACGAGUGCAACGGCUCUGACGUGUUCGGCUCGGACAUCUGCACAUGCAAGCCGUAUCUCACCUAUGCGAUCGAGGAGUGCAUCCGCGGCGCGCAGCGCGGCGGCGUCGGCCUCGUCGUCUACUUCCGCAAGGAGGGCCGCGCGCUCGGCGAGGUCACUAAGUACCUCGUCUACAACCUCCGCAAGCGCGGCGGCGACUCGGCCGACAAGUACUUCAAAGCCACCGAGCUCAUCGCCGGCGUCAAGGACAUGCGCUUCCAGGCCCUCAUGCCCGACGUCCUCCACUGGUUCGGCAUCAAGAAGAUCGACAACAUGGUGUCGAUGAGUGACAUGAAAUACAACGCGAUCGUCCAGUCCGGGAUUCCCAUUAUCAAGCGCUACGACAUCCCCGAGCACCUCCUCCCGCCCGACUCGCGCGUCGAGAUCGACGCGAAGAUCGCCGCCGGCUACUUCACGAGCGGCAAGCAGAUCACCGAGGCCGACCUCGUCAAGACCGUCGGCCGCACCUGGGAGGAGACUGAGCACUGA